Messenger RNA from Bathycoccus prasinos, 1854 nucleotides. RefSeq lists its product with no specific name. The record is from RefSeq and is a predicted model, not a curated record. Gene Ontology annotation, biological process: polysaccharide biosynthetic process; polysaccharide transport. The transcript has a single exon. The coding region runs from base 1 to 1854 and encodes 617 amino acids. Lineage: Eukaryota; Viridiplantae; Chlorophyta; Mamiellophyceae; Mamiellales; Bathycoccaceae.
AUGAUCACCACCUCGUUCGCGAACAACAGAGGAAGAGCGGUCGUUUUACUUUUUAUCGCCGGCGCGACGCUGUUCGCGUUUGGCGCGCUCUUCGAGCGGUAUUUUGUCGCUUCUUCUUCUCCUCCUUCCCAGAGGUGGAGAAAGAGCGAAUCUCAACAACACCAUUCGAGGAGAAGCGAGGACGUCGAAGCGGACCUUUCCUUCGCCGACGGCGGAGAGAGAAGAAGCGAAGUCGAUUAUGAUGACGAUAAAGAAGAAGUCUCUGGACGAUCUCUUUUUCCUCCUCCUUCUCCUCUGAAACGCGCGGUAGCGUCGAGCGAAAGCAGAGGCAGAUGUUCGAUAUACUUGUGCGUGCAAACGAAAGAUAAGAACAAGUUCUCGUUCAGCGCGGACCAGUUGCAAAUGGCGAUUGAAAAAGAAGCGAAUCGUGCCUCCGCGUUGGUGCGCGUAAACGUAGGCGACGCGUUGAAGUACACGAUGAAAAGGUGCGUUUUGCAUCCGCACAACGAGUUUGAAAUCCCGCGACACAAACGAGGGGAGUACGAUACGAGUAGCAGUAAGAUGGAAGAUUUGAAGACGGCGAUGCACAGAGGAAUACCUCUGUUCCCGAUUGUCGCGCAUCCGCUAAUUUGGAACGUCACCGACGGCGUUGGGGUCGGACACGAUCAUAAAGUGCCGUCGUUACCGGAAAACUAUCUAGUGUCGAUGAGAGAUUUAGAAAAAACAGAGAAAAUAGAUGAGAAGUACAGAGAGAAAAUAGAAUCGCUGAUGAACGCGGCCAAGUAUUGGAUCGACGAAGCGCACGCGCUGUACGAAGACAGAGGAGGGGCAGUUGAAAGCAACGAAGAAGUAAAAAAGGUUUGGGCGAUAUGGUCGGGAUUAAACGGAUUUAAUUACGCGUAUAGAUUAGUCGCCGCAAAGUUGGGCGUCGGUGUGGUGUCUUUCGAAAACGCUCCGUUUUGGCGACUGAUUGUCGAUACGACUACCGGCGUGGCGAGCAGUCAAGGCUCGGAAAAGUCAUAUUAUUGGAAGUAUAAAGAUUUGGUGGAUGAAAAUGCAGCCGUCCGAGAAGCUCUCGACUACAAGGAGAAAAUGUACGGCACCAAAGGGUUUGAAAAGAAUAAAGAAAAGUGGGAUAUGCAUGUGUCUCCAUCGACGAAUUUACCGUCUGAAAUCAGCGCUCGCCCGAAGCACCGGCCGCUGGUGGUUUUCCUCGGGCACGUGUACUCUGACACGAGCGUCACGUACAUGAUCGAAAGCGGUUUCAACGACCAAGUCGACGUCAUCAUCAACACCGCGUUUUGGUGCGUCAAAAAUAACGUCGAUUUUGUCGUCAAAAUGCACCCGGCGGAGAAGAGAGUGUUCAAACGAAGAUCUCCGACGGAGACGAAACUCGUAAACGAUCCUCGUUGGCACGCGAUACAAAUCGCAAAAAGAAAUACGCUCCUAAGCGUCGACGGUACCAACCGUUUGAACACGUACAAACUCGUCGACGCCGCGGACGUCGUCGUCACUGUCGUGAGCUCUUCCGGACUAGAAUCUGUAAUCAUGGGCAAGCAAGUCAUCCUGACCGGCGCCGCGUUCUACGGCAAACUCGGCUUCACGCGAGACGCGUCCAACCCGACCGAGUUAAAAUCGCACUUAUACUUUGCUCUGCGCGAGCGGCUGUUGUCGCCGUCGCCGCCAUCAUCAUCAUCCUCAUCACGCUCGACGAGGAAAGUCGCGCUCUCUCCUUCGAUGUAUAAAAAAGCAUCCACAUUUUUUUACGUCCUUCGACACUACGCCACGGUGGGCAGAGAUGACGUCGAUGAGAUCGCGAGGAGGAUCGUUCGCGCGUGCGUUCCCGCUUUAUGA